Molecule: messenger RNA, 323 nt
Organism: Racocetra persica
Lineage: Eukaryota; Fungi; Glomeromycota; Glomeromycetes; Diversisporales; Gigasporaceae
Source: the annotation of a GenBank genome assembly
ACACUAAUACCAGUAAUAAUAUAAUUGAUUCUAAUCAAGAUAAUUUAGCAGGAACUGAUAAAUAUCAAGACAUUAAUACUAUAAAUAAUGUAAUUAAUUCUAGUCAAGAUAAUUCAGAAGAAACUGAUAAACAUCAAGAUACUAAUACCAGAGAUAAUGUUCAAGAUAAUUUGAAAGGAACUAAUGAAUACCAAGACACUAAUACUAGUAAUCAUGUAAUUAAUUCUGAUCAAGAUAAUUUAGAACACCAAGACACCAACACUAGUAAUAGUGUAAUUAAUUCUAAUCAAGAUAAUUUAGGAGAAACUGAUGAACGAAACUAG